AUGGGGCCCUCGGAGGAGGAGCUCCGCGCGCGCCUGGAGCGCUCCGGCCAGGCUCACCUGCUGCGCUUUUGGGGCGAGCUGGGAGCGGCCCGGCGGGACUCCCUGCGAGCCACGCUGGCGCAGCUGGACGCCCGAGAGCUGGGCCGGCACUGCCAGCGGGCGGCGGAGGCCAGCGCCCGGGAGCAAGGCGGCCCCGGCCCGGGAGGGCUGCGCGGCAAUUGGGAGCCCAUCCCGGCCCAGUUCCUGGGCAGCGUCCGCAGGAGCGACGGGGCGGCGCUGGAGAGGUGGGAGGAAGAAGGGCUCCGUCAGAUCUCUCAGGACAAGGUGGCAGUGCUCCUUCUGGCUGGGGGACAAGGAACGCGCCUGGGGGUGCCUUAUCCCAAGGGCAUGUAUGACGUGGGGCUGCCCAGCCACAAGACUCUUUAUCAGAUCCAGGCGGAGAGGAUCCGCAGAGUGCAGCAGCUGGCGGGCGGGCGUUUUGGCACACAGUGCACCGUCCCUUGGUAUAUUAUGACAAGCGAGUUCACGCUGGGGCCAACUGAGAAGUUCUUCCGGGAGCACAACUAUUUUAACUUGGAGAAGUCAAACGUUGUCCUGUUUGAGCAGAGGAUGCUUCCUGCUGUCACUUUUGAUGGGAAGGCGAUCCUGGAGGAGAAGGGCAAGGUUGCCAUGGCUCCAGAUGGCAAUGGCGGUUUGUACCGUGCUCUGGUGGACAACAAGAUCCUGGAGGAUAUGGAUCGGCGCUGCAUUCAGUACAUCCAUGUGUACUGCGUGGACAACAUCCUUGUCAAAAUGGCAGAUCCAGUCUUCAUUGGCUUCUGUGUCUCUAAAGAGGCCGAUUGUGGUGCUAAGGUAGUGGAGAAAGCAUACCCCACAGAGCCUGUUGGGGUGGUGUGUCGUGUGGAUGGAGUGUGUCAGGUGGUGGAAUACAGCGAGAUCACCUUGGAAACUGCACAGAUGCGGAACCCCGAUGGGCGCUUGACAUACAGCUCCGGUAAUAUCUGCAAUCACUUCUUCACCCUUGGCUUCCUUCAGGCAAUAGCAGAGAAAUUCGAACCCCUGCUGAAGCAGCACGUGGCUAUCAAGAAGGUGCCGUUUGUGGACGAGGAGGGCAAUCUGGUAAAGCCUCUAAAACCCAACGGGAUAAAGCUGGAGAAGUUUGUGUUUGAUGUGUUCCAGUUUUCUAAGCAUUUUGUGGCCUUUGAAGUCCCGCGAGAAGAUGAAUUCUCCCCCCUGAAAAAUGCAGACACUGCCGACAAAGAUACACCCACCACGGCACGGCGGGCGCUCCUGUCCCAACAUUACCGCUGGGCUGUGAAGGCUGGAGCAACAUUUGUUGAUGCCAAUGGCCAAAGAAUACCUGAGAAACACAGUUUAUCAGGAGAUGAAGAGCCACCUGUUGUUUGUGAAAUUUCGCCUCUAGUCUCUUACUUUGGGGAGGGUCUAGAGACAUACCUGAAAGCAAAAAAUCUUCAGUCACCUUUUCUUCUGGAUGAAGAUGUAGCGAAAUUCGUAGCACAGCAUGAAUGAAGGAGACCUCUAUCAGGAGAUAAACUUUGGCA
Molecule: messenger RNA, 1562 nt
Organism: Euleptes europaea (tarantolino)
Lineage: Eukaryota; Metazoa; Chordata; Lepidosauria; Squamata; Sphaerodactylidae
Gene: UAP1L1
Product: UDP-N-acetylglucosamine pyrophosphorylase 1 like 1
Exons: 9
Coding region: 1-1530 (509 amino acids)
Biological process (GO): UDP-N-acetylglucosamine biosynthetic process
Molecular function (GO): UDP-N-acetylglucosamine diphosphorylase activity
Source: RefSeq, a predicted model, not a curated record